Vanrija pseudolonga is the source of this 495-nucleotide messenger RNA. RefSeq names its product 37S ribosomal protein S8, mitochondrial (gene MRPS8). Gene Ontology annotation, biological process: translation. The coding region runs from base 1 to 495 and encodes 164 amino acids. Gene Ontology annotation, molecular function: structural constituent of ribosome. Lineage: Eukaryota; Fungi; Basidiomycota; Tremellomycetes; Trichosporonales; Trichosporonaceae. Gene Ontology annotation, cellular component: ribosome. The record is from RefSeq and is a predicted model, not a curated record. The transcript has a single exon.
AUGUCGUUCACAACACCGCCCCACCGCCUCAUCUCGCACCUGAAGAACACGUCGCGCGCGGCGCUCGCGCGCACGUCGGUGCCCUACUCGAACGCCGCGGUCGGUGUGACCUCCGCGCUCCUGCGCCACGGCCUCAUCUCCAACAUUGCAAAGGGCACGCCCACGCACCCCGCCCCGGCAGAGUUCGCGGCCCUCCCCAAGCCCGCGCAGCGCCUUUGGGUCGGCCUCAAGACGCGUAACGGCCUCCCCGUCAUGCGCCACCUCGACCUUGUGAGCAAGAGCUCCCUCCGCGCCACGGUCGACAAGGACGAGCUCGGCCGUCUCCUCAUGGGCAAGCGUGCGCGCAACAUUGCCGGCGCGGGCACCGCCGAGAUCUUCGUCAUCAAGGUCGCCUCCGACUCUUCCAUCGGCCGCACGGGUGCCGACGUCUACAUGGAGGGAUGGGAGGCCUACCGCGCCGGCCUCGGUGGCGAGGUCAUCUGCCGCGCCAGCUAG